Penicillium longicatenatum is the source of this 1602-nucleotide messenger RNA. RefSeq lists its product as uncharacterized. The coding region runs from base 1 to 1602 and encodes 533 amino acids. Gene Ontology annotation, biological process: cytoplasmic stress granule assembly; P-body assembly. NCBI's taxonomy places the organism in Eukaryota, Fungi, Ascomycota, Eurotiomycetes, Eurotiales, Aspergillaceae. Gene Ontology annotation, molecular function: mRNA binding. The record is from RefSeq and is a predicted model, not a curated record. Gene Ontology annotation, cellular component: P-body. The transcript is spliced from 4 exons.
AUGGAUAUGAACCACUUAAUAGGUCAGCGUUUCAAUCUGAUCUCUAAGAGUGACAUUCGCUAUGUUGGCACACUCCAUGAAAUUAACCCAGAGGCAUCCACAAUCGCCUUGGAAAAUGUCAUGUCCCAUGGUACUGAGGGCCGCCGAGGGGAUGGGACUGACCUCCCACCGUCCACCAACGUUUACGAGUACAUUGUCUUCCGAGGUAGCGACGUGAAGGACAUUAGUAUCGCGGAAGAGGAGAAGGAAACCGCACAGCCUGAGCCUCCUCGUGUCCCUGAUGACCCCGCAAUUCUAGGAAAUAUGUCGCGACCGGGUCCCAUCCCAGGUCCGGAGUCUGGACCUGCCCCUGGCUUACCUCAAGGAACCCCCCAACAGCCACAGGGUGCUCGACCAACACCCCAGUACCCCCCGUACCCGGCUGGACCGUACCCUCAGGGCCCUUAUGGACAACACUUUGAUCCUCGGUUCCCUCCCGGUCCUAAUGGUCUUCCUGCUCCUGGUUUCCCACCUUACGGUGCUCCUCCAGGAUGGUAUCCUCCUCCCGGUGGAUUCCCUCAGGGACCUGGCCAGUUCCCUCCCAAUAUGCCCAUGGGUCCUCCUGGUCAGCAGAUGCCACCUCAGCAGCGUCCCGGUCCCCCGGGAAUGCCGCCUCCUCAGGCCACCUCAGAACUCCCUGUUGGUGACAAGGUCACUAGCAAACCUGCCACUCCUGCUGCUGCCCAGGCUCCUACCCCUCCAGUGGAAUCUAAGCCUUCUGUGGCUGAAGCUGUUCACGGUUUGACUGGCCCUCCUGCGGUGCCAGUCGGCGCCCAGAAGAACGGUCGGGUCGUGCCGGCCAUUCCCAUGGCUGCUCCCAAGCCUGUUGCCCCUGUAGGUCCUCAAGGAAAUACCUCUGUCACAGACGCUACUGCCGCGGCCACUGCCGCCGUAGCUGCCGCGAUGGCCAAGCUGCCUCAGCCAGGCAUGCAAAAGAAGCUUGGACAGCCUGAUGGCGCUAUCGACGGCAUUACCCGCAAGAUGAAUGACAUGCGGCCUUAUGAUGGUACUCGCGCCCCACGCGGUGGUCAUCAGCACCCUCGUGGCGGACGAGGAGGAGCCCCUCGGGCCCAGCAUAAGAAGAUCGAGGUCCCUGAAUCCGAUUACGACUUUGAGACUGCGAAUGCGAAGUUCAACAAGCAAGACAUGGUGAAGGAAGCCAUUGCCACAGGAGCCCCUGCUGCUGAGGCUGAGUCUCAUGCCCAUGCCAGCGUUGGAGCUGAAGUCGUUGGUGAAAGUGAUCCCGCUGCUGUCUCCACGGCCUCGCUUUACAAUCGCACCUCUUCUUUCUUCGACAACAUUUCUAGUGAAGCACGUGAUCGUGAGGAUAAUUCCGCUACCCGUCCGGGUGGUCGUGAAUGGCGCGGUGAAGAGGAGAAGCGCAACAUCGAGACUUUUGGCCAAGGCAGUGUUGAUGGUUAUCGUGGCCGGGGCCGCGGCCGAGGAUACGGUCGUGGUCGCGGGUAUGGCCGUGGUUAUGGCAACCGUGGCUACGGUGGUCGCGGUCGUGGUGGUGGUGGUCGCCCCUCAUCCCAGUCCACUGGUGUCCCCUCCUUGGGCUAA